This is a messenger RNA of Pantherophis guttatus, 2419 nucleotides long. RefSeq names its product ATP binding cassette subfamily B member 8 (gene ABCB8). Gene Ontology annotation, cellular component: mitochondrial inner membrane. NCBI's taxonomy places the organism in Eukaryota, Metazoa, Chordata, Lepidosauria, Squamata, Colubridae. The record is from RefSeq and is a predicted model, not a curated record. Gene Ontology annotation, molecular function: ATP hydrolysis activity; ABC-type oligopeptide transporter activity; ATP binding. Gene Ontology annotation, biological process: oligopeptide export from mitochondrion.
AUUGUGGGCGGCGGCGACGGUUCGUGAGGGCGUGAGGGGAGCCGCUUUCGGUCGCCGCUAUGUUGCUGGCCCGGCUGGCUCUGCUGCGGCCGGGCCUGGCCGGAGGCCGCUGCUCCCCCUACGGCCGGCGGCUUCCCCGCGCCGAGGCGGCCAUGAAGGGCCCCUCGCCGGCCCCCGGCGUUGCCAGGCACUCUGGAAGCCAUGCCAGGCAGUCCUGCUUCCGCCGGGUUCCCCGCACUGCCCCCAAGCUCUCCCCGGCCGUCCUGUUGGUUUUGCCUCGCCACCUGGUCCCGCUGGGCCGGAUGGCAGCCUUGUGGGCGGGGCCGGCUUUGGUGGGGCUGGGGGCCGGCUUCAGCAAGAGAGUCUUCUGUCAGGAAGCGCCCAAAGUGGAAAUGGUCUGCAUGCCUGGAGAAAAAGAGCCAGAUUUCAACUGGGCCAUGUUUUGGAAAUUCUUGCGUCCUCAGCUACUGGCAGUGACGGCGGCCAUCGUGUUUGCCUUCGGGGCGGCCAUGCUCAACAUCCACAUCCCGUUGCUGCUGGGCCAGAUGGUGAACGUGGUGGCCAAGCACAUGCGGGUGGGUGAUUACCUGCGCAUGGUGCGCGAGCCGGCCCUGCGCCUGCUGACCAUCUACGGCCUUCAGGGUGUGUUAACCUUUGGGUACAUCCUGCUGCUGUCCUGGAUCGGGGAGAAGGUAGCUGGCAGUAUGCGGAAGCAGCUCUUCUCGUCCUUCCUCCGAGAAGAGAUAGCCUUCUUCGAUGCCAAUCAGACAGGGCACCUGGUGAAUCGCCUGACCGCCGACAUCCAGGAAUUCAAAUCUUCCUUCAAGCUGGUCAUCUCUCAGGGUCUGCGCAGCCUCACUCAAACCGUGGGCUGUUUCGUGUCUCUCUAUCUGAUUUCCCCUAAGCUGACCGGGCUGCUUGUGGUGGUGAUGCCCUUCUUGGUGGGCAUCGGGACCUUUCUCGGCACCUCCCUUCGGAGGCUCUCCCGCAAAGCCCAAGAACAGGUGUCUAAGGCCACAGCUGUGGCAGACGAGGCCUUGGGGAACGUCCGGACGGUGCGGGCCUUUGCCAUGGAACCCAAAGAGGUCCAAGAAUAUGCAACUGAAGUGGACAUUUCCAGCCGCCUCAACAUGAACCUGGGUCUGGGCAUUGCGUUCUUCCAGGGGCUCUCCAACGUGGCACUGAACAGUAUUGUGCUCGGCACCAUCUUUGUAGGCGGCUCCCUCAUGGCUGGACAAGAGAUGACACCUGGCGACCUCAUGUCGUUUUUGGUGUCCUCCCAGACCGUACAACGCUCCAUGGCCAGCAUGACGGUGCUCUUUGGACAGGUCUUACGGGGCAUGAGUGCUGGGGCUCGCGUGUUUGAGUUCAUGAACAUGUCGCCAGAGACCCCUCUGUGCGAGAGACAAAUGCUCACCUGCAGCAUGCUGAAUGGGCAUCUUGAGUUCCGGGAUGUGACCUUCAGUUAUCCCACCCGGCCGGGCUACAAAGUCCUGGAGAACUUCAACCUCUCCAUUCCCGCUAACAAGACGGUGGCCAUCGUGGGACAAUCUGGUGGUGGAAAGUCCACCGUGGCGGCUCUGAUGGAGCGCUUCUACGAACCCACCAAGGGGGCCAUCUUUCUGGACGGGCGGGAUAUUUGCACCCUGGACGCUUCCUGGCUCCGAGGGGAAGUCAUCGGCUUCAUUAACCAGGAGCCCGUGCUCUUCAGCACCACCAUCAUGGAGAACAUCCGUUUCGGCAAGCCCUGUGCCUCGGAUUCUGAGAUUUAUGCGGCUGCCCGGCUGGCCAAUGCCGACGAGUUUAUCCGCAGCUUUCCGGAUGGAUACAACACGACUGUGGGCGAGCGUGGCGUGACUCUGUCGGCAGGACAGAAGCAACGGGUGGCCAUCGCCCGGGCGUUGAUCAAGAACCCCAAAGUCCUCAUCCUGGAUGAGGCCACCAGCGCCUUGGAUGCCGAGUCGGAGCACGUGGUCCAGGAGGCCUUGAACCGGGCCGUGGCCGGCCGCACCGUGCUGGUCAUCGCCCACCGGCUCAGCACCGUCAAGGAGGCCUCGCUCAUCGUGGUGCUGUCCAAGGGCCGCGUGGCAGAGGCCGGGACCCAUUCGGAGCUCUUACGAAAAGGUGGCAUCUACGCAGAGCUUUUCCGCCGGCAAGCCAAGGACAUCUGAAGGAGGAGGCCACAGCAGUCAGUUUGCCGGAUUCCCCCCCUUUUUUUCCCCCUCUGCCCUCUUUCGCUCGGCCUCCAGCCCCUCCCGAGGUGGUUGCUCGGGAAAGGCCCAGAGCCCGUUGCUCUGGGAUGCUCUGUUGUCGGUUUCAGGGAACACGGCUUUCCUCUUUCCCGGCGGGGAAGGAAGCUGCGUGCAAUUUGACACUUGAGGUUUUUUUUUUUUUCAAAUACAGCCUUUUUGGGUUUGGA